Molecule: messenger RNA, 1339 nt
Organism: Synchiropus splendidus (mandarinfish)
Lineage: Eukaryota; Metazoa; Chordata; Actinopteri; Syngnathiformes; Callionymidae
Gene: qpct
Product: glutaminyl-peptide cyclotransferase
Exons: 7
Coding region: 56-1192 (378 amino acids)
Molecular function (GO): zinc ion binding; glutaminyl-peptide cyclotransferase activity
Source: RefSeq, a predicted model, not a curated record
GCUGUGUGUGUGCGUGUGUUGCACACCGCCGUCGGUCCUCCCUCCUGCCUUUCACAUGAUCUGCAGCUUUCGCAGAAGGGAAUCGAGAAUGCGGCCAACAACAAUCGCAGAUCCCGGCUCCUUCAUAAUGCGACUCCUUUUGACCGUCCUGCUGACGUGUUUCCAGUGCAGCAAUGGAAUUCCCUGGACACAAGAAAAGCUGCAUCACCAAGCGAUCACACUCUCCCCGACUGAGACUCAGGUGGCGCUGACACACACGAACGUGCAGCAGAUGUGGUUGAGAGAUCUAAGGCCCUUGCUGGUAACCAGGUAUCCAGGAUCAGCUGGCAGCACAGCAGUGCAAGCGCACAUCAAAUCCACCCUCAGCUCACUUGGUGCUGGCUGGGAGGUCACAGAGGACCGGUUCAGGUCCAAUACCCCAUACGGCCCCCUGCCCUUCACCAAUCUCAUCGCCACACUGAACCCGUCAGCCCGGCGCCGUCUUGUCCUGGCAUGCCACUAUGACUCCAAGUUCUACUCCCCACAGUGGCACCGCAGGGAGUUCCAGGGUGCCACCGACUCUGCAGUCCCCUGCGCUAUGAUGCUUGAGCUGGCCCGGGCCCUGGACCAGGAUCUGAAAGCUCAGAAGACCUCCAACCCUAACUUGACUCUGCAGCUCAUCUUCUUUGAUGGAGAGGAAGCUCUGGUGCAGUGGAGCGCCACCGACUCCCUGUAUGGAUCUCGCCACCUUGCACAGAAGAUGGAGACCACCCCACAUCCUCCUGGAGCCACAGACACAAAUCUACUGCACAGUAUAGAUCUCUUUGUGUUGCUGGACCUUUUAGGAGCCCCGAGUCCCAGAUUUGGAAACCAAUUCCCCAACACAGUGCAAUGGCUCUCCAAACUGCAAAACAUAGAGAAGCGUCUUCACGCUUUGGGCCAGCUUCAAAAUCAUCCCGAAGAAGUUGAGUAUUUUUGGCCGGAUCGUCCAGUGGGACGUGUAGAAGAUGACCAUGUACCGUUCCUCAAUAGAGGUGUCCGUGUUGUCCAUCUCAUCCCUUCGCCGUUUCCGUUUGUCUGGCACACAUUCGAUGACAACGAACAGAAUCUGGACAUCUCCACCAUCGACAACCUCAACAAGAUUCUUCAAGUCUUUGUUCUGGAGUACCUCAAUGCCAAACCCGCCAUUUCCGUUCCUCCAAACGUCCCGUGAUACCUCCGUCUUCAGCACACUGCAUAGUCAGUAUAAUCUCGACUGGCCGUUGGUGAAGUCUUAUAUGACCUGGUACUUUUUAAAUUAGAAGUUGUCGAUUUAGAAAUGUGAAGUGUGUACCUCAAUAAAACUCUUGAAGAACCAAUU